CAAUCUCUUCGCCAAGUUUGACUACGGACGAUCGUCUCCACCGAAGACGCCACACGAUGACGGCCGCCGUAGCCACAUGUCUGAUCUUUCCCUAGAAAGACAGCCUCGACGGUCGUCCGUCUCCGUCCGCAUGGAGGCGCCCGUGGAUGAUGACGACGUCACUGCGGCGCCCGUAGCCGAGGUGAUGAGCACGGACCAUGGCGGCCACGAGGAGUCGUCUCCACCGAAGACGCCACACGAUGACGGCUGCCGUAGCCACAUGUCUGAUCUUUCCCUAGAAAGACAGCCUCGACAGUCGUCCGUCUCGGUCCGCAUGGAGGCGCCCGUGGAUGACGACGACGUCACUGCGGCGCCCGUAGCCGAGGUGAUGAGCAUGGACCAUGGCGGCCACGAGGAGUCGCCGACGGUCCCGUGCCUCGCGUUCGCGUCCGAGCACGGGUACAGCAUCUUCUCCCUAGCCUACAUGCGCAUGCUCGACGGCGCCGAUGUGCGGCCAAUGCCUCCGGUGCCCGGCCGCCGUCUCAUGACAUCUCCGUACGGCGGGACGGUGCUGGCCACGGACGUGUGCUACAGGCACCCGUGCUACCUCGUCAACCCCUUCACCGGCUCGCGCGCGUCGCUGCCGGACCUGCCCAUCCCCUUCUCGGAGAAGGAGCCGAUCGAGUGCCGCAGCGACGAGCCACGCCCGCGCUGCGCGCGCGUCACUGACGAUGGGCUCGCGUGGGACUGGUCCCCGCGCGGCAUCUUGGUGGCCCGUGGCGACACGGCCUUCUUCUGUGAGCACGGCGGCGAGCGGUGGACGCCGGUGCACCAGUCGCAGCUCGGCUCGCCCAUGACCAUCAACUACCGCGGCGGGCUCUUCUUCGUCCUCGAGCUGCACACGCUGAAAACAACGGUCAUCGACGCAGGCACGCUGCAAGCCCGCGCGAAGAUCCCGGCGCCGCCGGUCUUGGGCGACGUCGACGACGCCUACCUAGCGCCAUCGCAAGACGACGCGAUCCUCCUGGUGCACCACGCUGGAGACAGCAAUGGCGUGAUCUUUACCAAUGCGUACCGCGCGCGGCUCAGGGGCAACCGGAGGACACCGAGGUGGAAGCCAGUGCUCGACAUCGGCGACCGCGCGGUGUUCAUCGACGGCGCGCACGGGUUCACAGUCACCGCCGACCCAGAGGGAGCGAAAGCGAACCGCGUGUACGUGAUUCUUGCCAAUCGGCUAACACACCCAUGUGGACGUCUGGCCGUCGUGUUUGACGUCGGCUUCUCCGACCUUAGGAGGCCAGAGCGCAUGGGGCGGCUAAAGCUAAACACCGGCGAGGUUGAGCCAAUGUGGGGCCAGCCGCACUGGAUCAUGCCUAGGGAUAGAUCGGAUCGUCGUCAAGGAUAUAUCAACUAGUACAGUUUAUUGUAGGUAGUUACAUUAGUUUACAUACUCUGGCUGUCAGGCACUAUUUCUACGUAAAGUUUUUUUUGGCAUUAGGGAAAUAUAUUACGGAUCUAUAAGAUAUUUUGAGUUUUAAAAGCUACUGAUAAAUCUACAUGUACGUUGCAAUGCGAAAUAAACUGUGUCUAUGUUUAAAU
Messenger RNA from Zea mays, 1578 nucleotides. RefSeq lists its product as uncharacterized. Bases 131 to 1393 code for a protein of 420 amino acids. NCBI's taxonomy places the organism in Eukaryota, Viridiplantae, Streptophyta, Magnoliopsida, Poales, Poaceae. The transcript has a single exon. The record is from RefSeq and is marked validated.